This is a messenger RNA of Dibothriocephalus latus, 1683 nucleotides long. NCBI's taxonomy places the organism in Eukaryota, Metazoa, Platyhelminthes, Cestoda, Diphyllobothriidea, Diphyllobothriidae. The record is from the annotation of a GenBank genome assembly.
AUGAUGGCGAAGGCAAGAACGGAACGUCUGGCAGAGGCCCGAAAAUCUGCCGAGGACUUCCAGAAGGCCUGCCAGGAUGUAUUUGACUACUGCACGAUCGCUGAGUAUGCACUUCGUAAACUUGCUCUUCUUCCGGAGGGUGAUGACCCGCGAGACACGGUGAUAGCGUCGGGCUCUCUGGGACCAGAAGAUGCCCUUGCACAGGCUUCCCAGUCCCUCAAGACAGUCGCCAACGGCCUGUCCGAACAGGAGAUUCGCGUCUGUGACUGUCUCGCUCUUGGAAAUCGUAUCCUGGCCGAUUGCAGACCCGAAGCCGCUGCUCGAGUGAAGCAGUGGAUGCAUGCUGUCAAUAGCCGUUGGGAAGAGCUUCUUGAGUGGACGCAGAUGCGCGAGUGGAAACUGUCUCAGGCAACCGCGGACCAGCACGAGCGCCGAAGAAUGCUGGAAUCCCUGAUAAACUGGUUGGAUAAUGCUGAUAGGCGCCUCAGGUCGUGCCCUACACGUGGUGAAACCCAACCGGACGACGCCUUCUCUCAGUCUGAUGUCUCCUCCGAGUCCUCGUUGCCGAUGAAUGUUCAGUCGAUGGGUUUAGAUAUGGACCAAGACCACAUUCGACGCCUACUGAACGAGCAUACGCUGUUCGAAACUGAGUUUGCCGCGCGCCAGACUGAUCGGGAUGUGAUUCUACAGCAUGCAAGGAAGCGAGCAGAAGAACCAACACUGCGUAAACACAAAUCCAUCGGCGCUACCUCCAAACCACAGUCGCUGAGAGGACACUCUGUCGGACGUGGAGGCUCCGUAGGACGUCGCAGUCUGGGCAGUAGGCGCCAGCCUCUGCCUGAGGAGCCACCCAAAACAGUCUAUGCUAAUGAAAAGGUAAAUGAGAUGAAUGCCAAAUGGGAUCACAUAGUGGCAGCCAGCAAGGCACGUCGGCAGGCUCUGGAAGAACGCCUAGCGCAUGCUGAAGAAGUGGAGCGUCUCAAGGGCUUUGAUUUUAACGUCUGGCGUAAGCGGUACCUGCAGUGGUUAAACGAGAAGAAGGCCAGACUCGUAGACCUUUUCCACCGAUACGACCUUGAUCGAGAUGGCAAGCUCUCGCACAAAGAGUUCGUUGAUGCUAUCCUCAAUUCAACGACAAAGAUGUUCACGCCCCUGUCUGGUUCGGACCGUUGUCGUUUUUUGCUGCUCCAGCUUACAUUUGCUUGUCCUAAUAAGUGCUUUUUAUUACCAGAAUUCCCCUCGUCGCGCCUGGAAUUGGAACUGGUGGCCGAUAUUGUGGACGCCAAGGGCGAGGGUUUCAUUGACAUGCAAAAGUUCAACGCCGCUCUCCGCAACGGAGCCCCUGCAGGCGCGGCCAAAGUCGACCUGACGAAGGCCGAGCGCAGCGCCAUUGAGCACGAGACGAGUCAUCAAGUCAGUUUGUGCACUUGCCACAAUACUUACCGCAUUUGCAAAAUCUCUGGAAACAUGUAUAAGUUUGGCGAUUCCCAGAAGCUUCGACUCGUUCGCUUCCUCCACAGCAACGUCAUGGUUCGGGUCGGUGGCGGCUGGGUACCUCUGACGGAGUAUCUCGCCAAAAACGAUCCCUGUCGAGGUAGGUUCCCGACUUUUUUUGUUGCAGGAGCAAUUUUUGGACGACAGUGCGAGCCAGGUUUGAAUAGUCUUUUAUGUGUCAGAAGGUAG